This is a messenger RNA of Coregonus clupeaformis (lake whitefish), 1355 nucleotides long. RefSeq names its product polypeptide N-acetylgalactosaminyltransferase 18-like. The record is from RefSeq and is a predicted model, not a curated record. Gene Ontology annotation, cellular component: Golgi apparatus. Lineage: Eukaryota; Metazoa; Chordata; Actinopteri; Salmoniformes; Salmonidae.
AGUGCAACGUUAAUAACGAUGGUUUUGGGAAACAGCUCGGAGAUUUAACGACGAAGGUUCUAACGAUGAAUGUAUCCUUAUAGAUGCUUUUGGGAAAAGGGGCCCUGGUUAGGAUAAUUAAAGUAGCAGGUUAGGUGAAUGAGGUUAAGGUUAGGAAAAUGGUUAGGGUUAGCAAAAUGCUCUCCUAACCUACGAAAAUAACUUUGUAUCGAAGUGGCGUGAAAAGUGUGUCCCACCUGAAGGGACGAGAGAAUUGUGGAGAACACGCCUCACAUUCUACAAUUGGUUAGUGUAAUGAUCGAAUAUGCAGUGUACGUUUUCGGAGGAUUUCAUUGGCCGCCAGCUCUAUGAUUACUUCGUAGCAGCGGAUUUCAGCUGGUGCCCCCCUGUACAGUAUAGCGCAUCUACGAAUUUAGGUUGCUGUCAGUCUCAGCAGCUGGAAGGCUUUCGCCCGUAGCUGCAAUGUUAUAAUCCUGGAUUAUCUGAAGCUACCGUAUUGUAAUUGAGUUUUGUAAGCUUUUUAUAUUGCGUUUGUAUACGCAUUGGACCGUAUGGGGGGAUGUCGCGAUGAUGGUCUGCACUAGGAGAACCAAAACUUUGGUGUCGACAUGCGUUAUUUUGAGUGGCAUGACCAAUAUUGUCUGUCUUCUCUACGUCGGCUGGAUCACAAAUUAUGUGGCCAAUGUGAACACCAAAGUCCCAGUGACCGAACCGGAGAGAAAGUUUGAAGAUGACAACAAGGGAGAAACUCUGAAGAUUAUAGAGAGACUGGACCGACUGGAAAAUGUGGUCAACCAACACAUCCAAGAGUUGCCCCAGAAGGGUAGUGAUGAAAAAGUAGGGGAGUCCCUCUCAGACUCCUCCCUGUUUGUCCGCUGGGGUCAUGACCUCGGUCCUGAGAGUCGUCGGGUGGCGCUGAAGAAGUUCCAGUACUACGGCUACAACGGCUACCUCAGUGACCGCCUCUCUCUGGCCAGACCCAUCCCAGACCUCAGACCUGAUGGGUGCAGAAACAUGUCGUACCCCACCAAUCUCCCACAAGUAAGUAUCAUCUUUAUUUUUGUGAACGAGGCCCUGUCGGUCAUCCUGCGCUCCAUCCACACAGCCAUGAACAGGACUCCCUCCCACCUCCUUAAGGAGAUCAUCCUGGUCGAUGACAACAGCAACAAUGCUGAGCUGAAGGAGAACCUGCAGAACUUUGUGAAGGAAACCAACUCCCAGCGGCCAGACUUCAUCAAGGUGGUCCGCCACGACAAGCAGGAGGGGCUGAUCCGCUCCAGGGUCAGUGGGUGGAGAGCCUCCAGUGCCCCCGUCGUUGCCCUGUUUGAUGCCCACGUGGAGUUCAACAUCGGAUG